GACUGGAAGAGUGUUCUCUCUGAGCCAGCGUGAGCCAGCCUGCACGCUGAGUGGAGCUGAGGCCAGUAGGGUGGGGACAGUGGCAGGGAGCGGUGCAUGGCAGUGGGGGGGCCGGGUGCCAUCCGUCACCCAGCACCGGGAGGGGCGCUGGGGUUGGGGCUGGGUGUGGGGCGGCCCUGGGGGGGCGAGGGGCCAGAGGUCAGGGAAGCUGAGGCCCUGGUUGACAGGCGGGGCCAGCGUGGAGCGGGGGUGUCGGCCGGGGUCUAGCGACGGUGGAGGAGGGGGCAUGCGGUGCUCACUGAGGGUGUGGGUGCUGCUGGGCUCCCUGGGCCUGGUCUUUCUCACCUCCCUCUUCUUCUCCAUCUCCCUGAGGGGGGGCGUCGGCCUGCCCUACCUAGACCCACCCGGAUGGGAGGAGUCUCGCCGAGUUAAACUAGUGCCCAACUACGCUGGUGCCCACCAGCUAAGCCCUCUAGAGGGCACCCAGCAGGAGAAGACAUGUGCCUGCCCCCGCUGUGUGGGAGACCCCGGGGUGUCGGACUGGUUUGAUGAGAACUACGACCCGGACAUUUCCCCCGUGUGGACACGGGACAACAUCCAGCUACCUUCAGAUGUCUACUAUUGGUGGGUGAUGCUGCAGCCUCAGUUCAAGCCCCACACUAUCCAGCAGGUGCUGCUGCGGCUGUUCCAGGUGAUCCCAGGCCGCUCCCCCUACGGCUCUUGGGACCCCGCCCGCUGCCUGCGCUGUGCAGUGGUGGGGAACUCAGGCAACAUGCGUGGGGCUGGGUAUGGGCCCACCAUAGACGGCCACAACUACAUCAUGAGGAUCAACCUGGCUCCCACGGUGGGCUAUGAGGAGGAUGCAGGCAGCCAUACCACUCACCACUUCAUGUACCCAGAGAGUGCCAAGAACCUGGCAGCCAAUGUCAGCUUCGUCCUGGUGCCCUUCAAGACCCUGGACCUGCUGUGGAUCACCAGCGCACUCUCCACUGGACAGAUCCGCUUUACCUACGCCCCUGUGAAGCAGUUUCUACGGGUGGACAAAGACAAGGUUCAGAUUUUUAACCCAGCCUUCUUCAAGUACAUCCAUGACCGCUGGACCAGGCACCACGGACGCUACCCCUCCACAGGCAUGCUGGUUCUGUUCUUCGCUCUGCACGUGUGUGACGAAGUGAAUGUUUUUGGCUUUGGCGCUGACAGUCGAGGCAACUGGCACCACUAUUGGGAGCAGAACCGCUACUCUGGAGAGUUCCGGAAAACAGGGGUACAUGACGCAGACUACGAGGCCCAGAUCAUUGACUCCCUGGCGAAGGCUGGAAAGAUCACAGUUUUCCCAGGAAAGUGAGGGCUGGAGGUGUGGUGGGCUGGCUUACAGGAACACUAGAGUAACCAUCACCACCAUCUUUAUGUGCUUAGUUAUCUGUUUCUUUGUGAUUGGCAUAGAGAGGGUUCCAUAACACUAGAUCAUACGUUGCCUAAUGACCCUGUUCCCAUUGUGCAGGAGGGUAAGAUGCUGAUGGUUGUGAGUGGAACUACAUGUGACUACACACUCUGCCCCCAACAGGCCUACCUCCAUAGCCCUCAGCCCUGAGGAGAAAUGAACGGUCAGAACUAUAGGAAUAAUGUAGUGGGGGCGGAGAAGUCUGGUCUAGCCACUGUAUGGACCUGUGAACCAGUCCCAUCCACAAUCCCAACUCCUGCUCAUCCGCAGGGGGUUGAGUCAUCACACGCCUUAGGGGUCUCACACCCAGAGACUCAGCCCCCCUCCCACUCUGUAGCCACCACUCUAAAUGUCAUGGCAACAAGUGACAGACACUGAUCUACCCCUGCCGUGUUCACACCCACCUGUAUAGCUGCUGUUAAAGCCCCCUUGCCCCUCGGAGCUGGGAGUACUAGGUAGUUGAAGUUUCCGUGGUUGGAAGUCCAGAGGCUUACUGUUGUAAUUAUAUUACUAUCAUGUUGAAGGUAUGUACGGCCCACAGGGAUUUGACCACAUAUACAGUAUUAACCGUUUGAUUUGUUUUAACCAUUUUAAGUGACUAAUCAUCCUGCUAAUUAGGUGGAUUGGGGAGAGGCUUACACAUGGUCAACAACAACACAAGCAGACAUAUCGCGCGCGAUAAGACUAACACUACUCACUCAUUAACAUACACACACACUCUUCCACACAUACACCGUUCACACAAUGCUCUUGGUCAUUUAGAGCUAAUACCACUAGUAUAGGACUGAG
Molecule: messenger RNA, 2230 nt
Organism: Oncorhynchus mykiss (rainbow trout)
Lineage: Eukaryota; Metazoa; Chordata; Actinopteri; Salmoniformes; Salmonidae
Gene: st3gal2
Product: ST3 beta-galactoside alpha-2,3-sialyltransferase 2
Biological process (GO): sialylation
Cellular component (GO): membrane
Molecular function (GO): beta-galactoside (CMP) alpha-2,3-sialyltransferase activity
Source: RefSeq, a predicted model, not a curated record